Solanum verrucosum is the source of this 270-nucleotide messenger RNA. RefSeq lists its product as uncharacterized. The coding region runs from base 1 to 270 and encodes 89 amino acids. The record is from RefSeq and is a predicted model, not a curated record. Lineage: Eukaryota; Viridiplantae; Streptophyta; Magnoliopsida; Solanales; Solanaceae. The transcript has a single exon.
AUGAGUAGUUCCUUGAAUUCCCUUUACUACCGCACAACCAAAGUGGAAGAAAUUGAGAAAAAAACAGAAAGGCAGAUGGAGUAUUUCACCAGAGAGAUACAGAGGCCUAAUUCUACGAAUAUGUGGAAGCCAGCAGCAGCACCAAAGAAGCCAUCGGAAGAUAUCAAUGAAAGUGCGGAGAAUUUCAUAAAGAAGUUUAAGCAACAGUUGCUUCUCCAGAGGCUUGAGUCCAUGGAGAACUAUGAGCAAAUGCUUAAGAGGGGAACAUAA